This is a messenger RNA of Podarcis lilfordi (Lilford's wall lizard), 3909 nucleotides long. The record is from the annotation of a GenBank genome assembly. Lineage: Eukaryota; Metazoa; Chordata; Lepidosauria; Squamata; Lacertidae.
AACCAGGAAAGGGGAUGGUCUACUUCCUAAUUCUCCCAGGCCACCAACUUCCCUGUUGCGGGUGGUGAUGUUGCAAACGGAGUGCUCUACUCCACACCGAGUUGGCCUGCAGCUCUCUGACACCUCCAAGUUGCCUUCAGGCUGCGAGAGUCCAGCUGGAACCCAAUGAGGUAAGAGUGGUCAUCUCAGGGCUUCUCCACCAACAGCAUUGACCCCCUGGGAUGUCCUUGGAGGGCUGGGGGAGUCCCAGAGGAAAGCAUUGGGCACUGGAAGGGCUAGGGAGGUCCAGACAGAGAAGGAGAAGUGGAUUUAGAAUUGGGAAAAUGAGAGACUGGGAGAAACCAAAAUGGCCAAAUCCACCCAGCCCUAACAGCAGGAGGUGGGGAAGUUCUUGAAUGAAGAUCUUGGAGAGCAGCUGAAAAGACUUGAGGGGGAGAAGCUGCAGGCCUGGAAAGGGUUAAACAUGCCUCCCCUUCUGCUUCUGCGCUCCAAGGUUAACCCUCCUGAAGCAGUUAGAUAAAAUGAAAACACAGGCAGAGAGUUAACAAGAUCUCAAGCUCAGCCAAAGGAGAGAAGAUGAGAGUGAGAAGACCUUUCCUCCAGCUAGCCAGCCUGCCUGCCUGCCUGCCUGCCUGUCUCCUUCCAUCUUUUGGGGUGCAGAGGUGCCAGCUUCUGAGUUGGAUACAGUAGCUCUGUCUCCAAAAGCAGUUUGAUAUACAGGAGCAAACAGGCGAAACUCUUCUGCAGCAUGAUGGAAAUAAACAUCACUGUCCGGCACAUUUCUAAAGAUUAGGCUGACGCUGAAAACACAAGAGCAGUCCAGGCUGGCUUUUUCCAGUCAUUUGGCAACUUUCUUUUGGAUUCCAUGAGAGGAGGAAAAGGAGGGGGGAGGGAGAGACAGAGAGAAGCUCCUUCCACUAGCCUGCUUUGACCCCCUUUUUCCCCCUGUAAUUAUUUCUGAUGAAAAUACAAGGCACAAUAGAUAAUUAAUUGGUAUGAUGAACAAGCUGCUUGCAUCUUUUGCUGAGUGGCUGGGUAAGGCAGAAGUGGAGAGUCUUUUUCAGUCCCUGGGCCACAUUCUCUCAAUGACAUGUUUCUGGGGGCUGCACACCAGUGGUGGGUGUACACACACACACACACACACACACACACACACACACACACACCAUCCUCCAUCCAGGAAAGCAAGAGGCAUUACCACACUUCAAUGAUACAUUCAGCCAGGUAAAGCCAACAGCCAAGGAAGGAUGUGGCCUGAGAGGGAUGCAUGCCCUGGGCAGAGUAUUAAGGGCCAGAUAGAACUGCUUGAAUGGCCACAUUCCCCCACCUUCCUCCUGCCUAAACCUGAUGUUCACUAUCGCCUGGGUGAGGUCUGCUGGAGAUAACAGGGACAGUGUUUUCUUUUUAUGAAACUUUUAAGGAUGUUGCACUGCCAAGGGACCCCUUCUUUCCUUCUUAUCCAGCCUAGUGAGGCAUCUGUGACCCCAACCCUUGCUUCCUUCUGCUUCCUUUGCUUGCCUCUGCAGAACAAAGAUGGACGCAGGGAGGUUCUUCAGCUGGGGGUGCCUUCUCCUUUUCUUGAUACUGAUGGAAUCGUCUACAGGAGCUGAUCCUCCACAUUUCUGCUAUGGAGCACCAGGACUUCCUGGUGUGCCUGGCCCUCCGGGAAAGGAUGGCAGAGAUGGGCUGAAAGGAUCUAAGGGAGAGCCAGGUAAGCAUCUUCUUCCUUCUCCUCCCCAUCCUCCUCCUCUUUCUCCUCCUCCCAUGGUCUAUGGGCCUAAUUAAGCUAAGCCAGGGUUCUUGAUUUGGACCAUGAGGUCCUUUUCUCUAAAACACGUUCACUGGUCCCACACCCUGAGUCAUAUAUAUCGGCAGGUGUUUGGAAGGUAAAGACCCUGCUGAGAAGAAACAAUCAGGCACUUAAUGUGUACUCCUGGUUGUUCCUUGGCAAGCAUUGUUUGCUGACAGAGUCAAUCAGCUGAUCGGUGCUGACAACAAGUCGUGCAGAGUUUUGAUUCAAAUUGCACCUGCAAAGAAACUUAUUUUCCUUUGCAGGCAGCUUUGCCAGUCUGUAGAGGGGAAGAAACAUCCAUUUGCAGGGAUGGUUUGACUCCAAGUCACAACUACAAAAGGACAAGGCAGGGCUCACUGUCAGCGUGCAAUCAGCAUUGACAGCAAGGCGUUUUUUUCUCCUCUUGCAAGUGCGACAACCAGAAGUUGUCAGUAGACUUCAUAACGUUGUCAGGCUGGAUCUAGCUCCCCACCCUAUUCCAUGGGACUGCCAUAGAGAGGAGAAAUAGCUAUUUAAGACAACAUUCAAUCACCUUAAAUUCAAGUCAAGAUGGGAGAGGGAGAGGAUAUUGCCCCAUAAGAGGGUGACAUGGCAAGCUCCUUGGAGUACCAACUUCUGUAACAGUAUGCCCAGUGAGUCAGUGAGAGCCAGUGUGGUGUAGUGGUUAGAGUGUUGGAUUAGAACCAGGAGACCAGGGUUCAAAUCCUCACUUGGCCAAGAAGCUCACUGGGUGUGAUUUUGGAUCUCUCGGCCUAACCAACCUCACAGGGUUGUUGUGGGGAUUAAAUGAGGAACAGGGACCCUUGGAGAAAAAGGUGGGAUAUGAAUGCAAUUAAAAAUAGUAAUAGCCCUCCACGAGGAAUAGGCAGCCCAUGAUCAGAUCAAACAGCCCAUGCGUCCUCCUUUUAUCCUCACUAGUUGGAACAUCCCUGGGUAGUUCUCCAGCUAGGGAGCUUUGAAAGCACAUUUUGCUCCAUAAGAAGCUGAGUGUGUAUGGCAGCCCCAGAUUUGGCAGAGACAGGAAGCAGUGUGGUAGAAGGGAUAGUUGUGUCCUUCAUCCCCAUCCUCUUGAUUCAUCCUUUCUUUCCUUUCUCCAAUCACGACCUGCAUUCCUUUGGUCCCCUGCAGGCCCACCAGCCAUUCCUGGAAGUCGAGGUCCCAAGGGAGAGGAAGGAGAACCUGGAGCUCCUGGUCAUGUGGGGAAGAAUGGGCCUCGAGGCGCUGCUGGACCUCCAGGGGAGCCUGGCCCCAAGGGGGACAGGGGUGAACCAGGGGAGCCGGGCGGCUACAAGAGGAACCACCAGUCGGCCUUCACGGUGAUGCGUCAGACAGCUCAGUACCCUGCCAAGAACGCCCCCGUUGUCUUCAACAGGGCCAUCACCAACAUUAACCAGGACUACGACCUCAACAACGGCAAGUUCACAUGUCGUAUCCCUGGCCUCUACUACUUCACCUACCACACAUCCCAGACAGCCAACCUCUGCGUCAACAUGUACCUGAACCGGGACAAGGUGGCCAGCUUCUGUGACCACAUGUCCAACGACAAGCAAGUCAGCUCGGGCGGCAUCCUGCUUCAGAUGCGGCAGGGGCACCAGGUGUGGCUGGCAGUCAAUGACUACAAUGGCAUGGUGGGCAUUGGGGGAUCGGAUAGUGUCUUCUCAGGCUUCCUGCUUUUUCCAGACUAGAUUCUUGGUGGAGCAGAUGAGCACAGUUUUCCUUCCAUGCCUUCAAGCUUGGGGUGGACAUUUUUUUUUAAAGUUUCUAGCUGUCUCAUUUUUCCAGUCUUAAAUUCAGCAUGGGGAGGCAAUGUGCUUAACCCUUUCUGGGCCAGCAGCUUUCCCCACACCCAAAUUAUUUGAGUGCUUAACCCUUUCCAGGUCCUCCACUUCUCUCCAGAAUGUUUAUCUGAUAGCUUCCCCACCAGAAGCUACAACACAUUGUAGAGGGACUAGGUGGGAUAUUUUACAACUCUGCAAUGCUAUGAGUCUUCCCCAAGCUUUGAGGUGCAGCUACUUUUAUCAUUCUUAUUCUUCAUCCUUGUUCCACCAUGUCUUAGCUGUUGUGAAAGAAAGAAAAACAUGCUCAAUAAAGCAACUCUUUUUUUGGCUUCAUAUUUA